AUGAAUUACAACGCUGAUCCGAGUAUAACGGGCACCCAUAACUUCUUCGAAGUAGAGCAACUACCAAAGGAAUCUGUUCCGAAUCAAUUCUCAUUUGAUCACGACAUACCAGCCGACCUUACAAACUUUCUCCAAGCUACUCCACCAGCACUUUCUCCUUGGAACGGGUCCAGUAACCAAGAUCUGCAGCACUCUUUCAAACAGGAGGAAAUGAACCUUUCGGACUUCACAUCGCACUCAGUAUCAUCAAAUUCGUCGGCAAAUGUAGGCGCCCAAGCCGGUUUGCCAUCGCGCUCUCCUGAAAUUGCCUUGGAAAGCACGCAAGUCAGAAAACCUAGAGGGAAGCUGUUGAACGAGAAAGAGAUGGCUUUGAUGUACACCGAGGACUCAAUGUUGACAGAGGAAGAGUUAACAAUGAAGAAAAAAGCUCAAAAUAGGCUCGCGCAGAGGGCAUUCCGUGAGAGAAAAGAGAUGAAGUUAAAGGAGCUAGAGCUGAUGUUGCUUCAGAGUGAAGAACAACGUCAAGGCCUCUUAGACAGACUUAAUGUAGUGAGGCAACAGUUGAAUAGUCUUCAGAGCGAGAAUAAGCGCUUGAAAUCAAUCAGUGCCAAUGGAAGUAAUUGCCCGACUACUGGCGUCCCUAACUUUUUGUUUCCUCAAACUCAGAAAGACUUUGUUGAAACUAUGACUCAGGGAAAACCCCACGACAUGUCUCGGGCACAGGUAAACAAGGUUUACGAUAUGCCACAAACGCCUGGCCGCAAGGUUCUUGGCGUCGGAGCUUUGUGGGAUUAUCUUCUGAUUAAAAGAGAGGAGGAGCAAUAUGAGAAUGUGGAUUUAUUGGAGGUUAUGCUGCUACUAAAAGGAAAAGAGGUAUGCCACGGAUAUGGACCAGCAUACCCUUUAGAGGUUAUCGAAGAUGCACUCCAUUGUGUAAUGAAUCGCAAUACCUGA
Australozyma saopauloensis is the source of this 954-nucleotide messenger RNA. RefSeq names its product Fcr3p (gene FCR3). The record is from RefSeq and is a predicted model, not a curated record. Gene Ontology annotation, cellular component: RNA polymerase II transcription regulator complex. Bases 1 to 954 code for a protein of 317 amino acids. Gene Ontology annotation, molecular function: DNA-binding transcription activator activity, RNA polymerase II-specific; transcription cis-regulatory region binding. NCBI's taxonomy places the organism in Eukaryota, Fungi, Ascomycota, Pichiomycetes, Serinales, Metschnikowiaceae. Gene Ontology annotation, biological process: regulation of DNA-templated transcription. The transcript has a single exon.